Molecule: messenger RNA, 1611 nt
Organism: Pichia kudriavzevii
Lineage: Eukaryota; Fungi; Ascomycota; Pichiomycetes; Pichiales; Pichiaceae
Exons: 2
Coding region: 1-1611 (536 amino acids)
Biological process (GO): rRNA processing
Cellular component (GO): cytoplasm; nucleus; ribonucleoprotein complex
Molecular function (GO): RNA helicase activity; ATP binding; RNA binding
Source: RefSeq, a predicted model, not a curated record
AUGGGUUACGAAAACGACAACAGAGGUUCUUACAGAUCAUACGGUGGUGGUGAUAGACAAAGAUAUGGUAGAGACGAUAGAAAUGGUAAUUAUGGAAACAGAGGUGGCGGUAGAGACUUUGGUGACAGAGAAUUAGGUGAUAAUCUACAAAAGCAGAAUUGGGACCAACUGUCUCUACCAAAGUUUGAAAAGAAUUUUUACAAGGAAGAUCCAGUAGUCUCUGGAAGAUCCCAAGAAGAAAUUGAUCAAUUCAGAAAUGAAAACGAAAUGACAAUUGAAGGUCAUGAUAUUCCAAGACCAAUUACUUCUUUCCAAGAAGCAGGAUUCCCUGAUUAUGUUUUGAAGGAAGUUUUAGCUGAAGGUUUUGAUAAACCAACUGCUAUUCAAUGUCAAGGUUGGCCAAUGGCUUUAUCUGGUAGAGAUAUGGUUGGUAUUGCUGCUACUGGUUCUGGUAAAACUCUAUCUUAUUGUUUACCAGCAAUUGUUCAUAUAAAUGCACAGCCACUAUUGAAGCCAGGUGAUGGUCCAAUUGUCUUAGUUCUUGCACCAACUAGAGAAUUGGCUGUUCAAAUUCAAAAGGAAUGUUCUAAAUUCGGAAAAUCAUCAAGAAUUAGAAACACUUGUGUCUAUGGUGGUGUUCCAAGAGGUCAACAGAUUAGAGAUUUAGCUAGAGGUGUUGAAAUCUGUAUUGCAACCCCAGGUAGAUUGUUGGAUAUGUUAGAAUCCGGUAAGACCAACUUAAGAAGAGUUACCUAUUUGGUUUUAGAUGAAGCUGAUAGAAUGUUAGAUAUGGGUUUUGAACCUCAAAUUAGAAAAAUUAUUGAUCAGAUCAGACCAGACAAGCAAACUUUGAUGUGGUCUGCUACAUGGCCAAAAUCCGUUCAAGGUUUAGUUAGAGAUUAUUUGAAUGAUUACAUUCAAGUCAAUGUUGGAUCAUUGGAAUUAUCUGCUUCCCAUAACAUUAAGCAAGUUGUUGAAGUUGUCACUGAUUUUGAAAAAAGAGAUAAAAUUUCCAAAUAUAUUGAAACUGAAAUGGAAGAUAAAGAAUCAAAGAUUAUUAUUUUUGCAUCAACCAAGAGAGCUUGUGAUGAAUUAACAACUUACUUAAGAAGUGAAGGUUGGCCUGCACUUGCCAUUCAUGGUGAUAAAGAACAAAGAGAAAGAGAUUGGGUUUUACAAGAAUUUAGAAGCGGUAAAUCUCCAAUUAUGGUGGCAACUGAUGUUGCAGCAAGAGGUAUUGAUGUUAAGGGUGUUACAUGUGUUAUCAACUUCGAUAUGCCAACUAACAUUGAAGAUUACGUCCACAGAAUUGGUAGAACCGGUAGAGCAGGUGCUAAAGGUACCGCAAUUACUCUGUUCACCAGAGGAGAUGACAAGCAGGCACAUGACUUGAUUGUUAUUUUGCGUGAGGCAAACCAAGAAGUCUCACCUGAAUUACAGGCAUUAGAUAGAAGACAGUGGGGUAGAGGUAGUGGCAGAGGUGGCAGAGGUGGAAGAGGCGGUAGAGGCGUUAGAGGUGGUAAUAGAUACGGUGGUAACAGAGGAGGCAACAGAUUUGGUGGUAGAUCAUCAGGUGCUAAUAAUCAGCCACUAGGAGGUAAUAGAUGGUAA